Molecule: messenger RNA, 1620 nt
Organism: Chanos chanos (milkfish)
Lineage: Eukaryota; Metazoa; Chordata; Actinopteri; Gonorynchiformes; Chanidae
Gene: sntg2
Product: syntrophin, gamma 2
Exons: 17
Coding region: 1-1620 (539 amino acids)
Cellular component (GO): dystrophin-associated glycoprotein complex; intracellular anatomical structure
Molecular function (GO): structural molecule activity; protein binding
Source: RefSeq, a predicted model, not a curated record
AUGAGCGUAGCCGGCAAGCAUCAACCUGAUCUUUUAGAGCGACCAGCCAGCCUUUUAGUACCAACAUGGACAAAAACGGGGCUCGCCCUGCUGUAUGACGAAAACACCAGUAACACUUAUGAUAUUCGCCUGAAGUUAACAAAAGAGAUGUUAACCAUACAAAAACAAGACGUGGUCUGCAUAAGUGGAGUUGAACCCCACUUAAAUCACAGAACUGUUGUACUCCGAAGACAAGUGACUGGAGGCCUCGGUCUUAGCAUCAAAGGGGGAGCUGAACAUAAAGUGCCUGUGGUCAUUUCGAAGAUUUUCAAAGAUCAAGUAGCGGAUCAAACAGGGAUGCUGUUUAUCGGUGAUGCAGUGUUACAGGUGAAUGGCAUUAAUGUGGAAAACUGCACACAUGAAGAAGUGGUACAUCUUUUGCGAAAUGCCGGAGAGGAAGUUACCAUCACUGUAAGGUACCUCAGGGAAGCACCCGCCUUUUUAAAGCUCCCAUUAGGUUCACCAGGACCAUCCAGUGAUCAAAGUAGCAGAGCAUCGUCCCCACUAUUUGAUAGUGGUUUACAUUUAAAUGGGAACUCCAGCAACACAGCCCCGUCCUCACCCUCCUCACCCUCGGCUAAUGAACCAAAGUACGAGAAGCGCUGGCUGGAUGCCGUUUUCCUCCCCCUGUCCAUGGCCCGAAUCUCUAGACGCAAAGCUGGAACCGAUAAAUUAAGGUCCAACAGUUUUGAAGUCUUUGCCUUAGAUGGAACAUGCACCAAUAUUCUGCAAUUUUGCACUGCAGCAGAAAGCACAGAUUGGCUUCAAGCAAUAUCAACCAACAUUAAUGAUUUGACACAGGAGAGCAUCAAAAUGACCAACAAAUACUCUUCGCCUGAUGAUCAGAUCAUCCACAUGGGUUGGGUCUAUGAGCACCUUCAGGGGAGUGAUGCCAACCUUACACACAAAUACAAGUUCCUGGCAUUGAAAGGAUCCUCCCUGUACAUCCUCAAAGGCCCUCCGGUCAGUGCGGCAGACUGGGCUCAUGCUGAGGCAGUAUUUAACCUCUGUGAGGUUCUCUUUAAGGUUCAUAAGCUGUGGAUAGCAGAGGACUGUUGGAUCCAGACAAAGCUGUACCAGGGACUACAGCAGGAGGGCGAGUUGCGGGACAGCGAACCUUUCUGCUUCAGUGUGUUGGUGGGUCAUGGACAGAGUCACUGCUUCAGUGUGGAGCUUGGGACUGAGCUGGUACUCUGGGAGAAGGCCUUCCAGAAGGCUGUCUUCAUGGAGGUCCAGAGAGUAGGGUCAAAAACCUACAUGUGCAGCAACCAAGGAAAAAUACUGUGCUUCACGAUUGAUUUCGCAUCUGGUUUUUCUUGUGCUGAAAGUGUUUCAAAGAAAAUCAUUUGGAGAUACAAGUUCUCACAACUGAAAGGCUCUUCUGAUGAUGGGAAGACAAGAGUGAAACUAUUAUUUAAAAACUCUGAAAAUAAACAGAUUGAGAUGAAGGAGCUGGAAUUUGCCAACCUGACAGCUGUACUUCACUGUAUUCACUCUUUCAUUGCUGCCAAAGUAGCCUCCGUGGACCCUGUUUUUGUGACCAAUCAAAGUAUCACGCGAAAAUACAUGUACAAUAGCUAG